Molecule: messenger RNA, 1211 nt
Organism: Suillus clintonianus
Lineage: Eukaryota; Fungi; Basidiomycota; Agaricomycetes; Boletales; Suillaceae
Product: nucleolus protein
Exons: 4
Coding region: 272-1093 (273 amino acids)
Cellular component (GO): nucleolus
Molecular function (GO): rRNA (adenine) methyltransferase activity
Source: RefSeq, a predicted model, not a curated record
UUGGAUACUAGCCAUACCUACAGAAGACGUUGUUUUAGUCUUGGGAUGCGGACUCUUUAAGCCUUUCAUCUGUACUGGUUUUUAUAACUACGAUACGACGUGUUCUGAUGACGAAUGGGCAUACAUGGGUUUGGAACAGAAUUCAAAAUUAUGGCCGUGUUGUGCACGGGUAGCGUGCAGUGUGUUUGCUUAUCAAGAACCUUGAUCAGUGCAACCAUACAGUCAUGCUCACAGAGCUGCACACAAGAACUUCAGCUUCUUAACAUCACCCAUGCCCAGAACUCGCAAAAAGAAGACUCCUGUAACGAACACCGACAAAGCGAGCUCAUCGAGCAACCCCACCUCAAGCCGCACCGUCAUCCGACGGUAUCAUGUCCUGCUGAAAAAACAGGGACAGCUGAAAAAUGCCCCUUCUGCCAAUACCGAAGAAUUAGGUGAUAUAGAACGCGAGAUCAACGAGCUGGGAGGAUUAGCGGCCUAUCAGCGUAUGUCGAGAGUUGGGCAGAGCAAUGACCGCGGCGGCGGAAGUGAGAAAGUGCUCAUACAAUGGUUGAUUGACAUGGGGCUUCGGAAGAGGGAAGGCAAAGGGAAGCUGAGGCUUCUGGAAGUUGGUGCUCUAAAGCCUGACAACUAUCAAACAUGCAUGUCAUGGAUGGAUAUCACACCCAUGGAUCUGCGGAGCCGCCAUCCCUCUAUCCUAGAGCAGGAUUUUCUGUUGAUGGACGAAGAUGAAAAUCGAGGCAAGUGGGACAUCAUCAGCCUGAGCUUAGUCGUGAACUUCGUUCCCGACCCGAGAGAUCGAGGGCGAAUGCUAUGCCUUGCGCACUCUAUGUUAGCCCCAGACGGCUUACUCUUCCUUGCGCUUCCGCUCCCAUGCGUGGAGAAUUCACGAUAUUUGACUUUUGACAAACUUCAGUCUCUCAUGAACGUCCUCGGAUUCACUGAGGUUCAGCGAAAGUGGAAGAAGGGCGGGAAAAUGGCGUAUUGGCUGUACAGGAAAGGUGAGAGCGAUCAUGGGCCUGUCGAUGAAUAUCGCAAGAAGAAUGUCUGUAGGCAAGGGGAUAGAAAUAAUUUUGCAAUCCUAUUGUCAUGAUAAUAGCACUCUUUGCUGACGGCCGCGUUGUAAAAAGUCAAAGAACGCAUUGGUCCACUGUCAUCGCAUUUACUGGUAGUAAAGCAGCGAACAAAUCUAUUUCUAUGGUCCGCAGGGG